Molecule: messenger RNA, 1290 nt
Organism: Ilex paraguariensis (yerba mate)
Lineage: Eukaryota; Viridiplantae; Streptophyta; Magnoliopsida; Aquifoliales; Aquifoliaceae
Source: the annotation of a GenBank genome assembly
AUGGCUGAGCCACUGUCCCCGGGGAAGUCCUCCACGGUUUCCGGGCCUGAUUUCCUUUUCCCAAAUCAUGACGGCUCGUUUACUCGAAUCGAAGCCUUCCCCAAGCUACCUCCAACACCAGAAAACACCACCACCAACGAUUCUAACUCAACCCAACACGCCCUCUCCAAAGACAUACCUCUUAACCCUACCACCAACACCUUCAUUCGCAUCUUUCGACCUUCCAAUCUUCCUCCAAAUACUAAACUCCCAAUCAUUAUAUUCUUUCACGCAGGUGGUUUCGUACUUUUCAGUGCAACAUCUCAACCUUUUCAUGAAUCAUGCAAUGACAUGACCGUUCAAGUCCCAGCUCUGAUUCUCUCUGUCGAGUACCGUCUUGCACCGGAACACCGCCUUCCGGCAGCUUACGACGAUGCCAUGGAUGCAAUCAUGUGGGUCCGAGACCAGGCACUAGAUAUGAACAUUUGUGAUGCUUGGUUGAAAGAUUUUGCUGACUUUUCUAGGGUGUUCUUGAUGGGUGGUAGCUCAGGUGGCAACAUAAUUUACCAUGCUGCUCUACGUGCACUGGACAUUGAUCUUUCUCCGGUGAAAAUCAUGGGUCUGAUCAUGAACCAGCCAUUCUUUGGUGGGGUGAAGAGGACUGAAUCGGAGACGAGAUUGACCGAUGAUCCGGUAUUGAAUAUGCCUCUGACCGAUCUGAUGUGGUCCUUGGCAUUGCCGAACGAUGCUGAUCGUGAUCAUGAGUACUGUAAUCCAUUGAAUAUUGGUGAGUUUCACAAGAAGAAGAUCGGAGAAUUAUGCAGGUGUUUGGUUAGGGGAAGUGGUGGUGAUCCACUUAUUGACCGGCAGAGAGAGUUUGUGGACUUGAUGGUGGCGCGUGGUGUUGACGUGGUGGCGUGUUUUGAAGAUGGAGGCCACCAUGGUGUAGAUCUCUUUGAUCCCGUAAGAGUUCAAACUUUUUAUAAUAAUGUCCAGCAGUUUGUUCACUCAAUUUAAGAGUCAACGGCCAUAUCACUAUACUAUCAGCUUUAUGUGGGUAUUAUGAUUUCUGGGUUUUCAAGACUCUCUCUCUCUCUCACACACACACAGAGUGUGUAUGAAUAUGGGUAUGGGUAUGGGUAUGGGUAUGGGUAUAACAUGUUAAGCAGAACUUGUUGAAUUUGUUGUAACUUGACAAGAUGAUACUGUUGGUUUGCUUUCUUUAUGAUGUUAAACUUAACCACCCAGUUUGUGUUUGUUUCAAACAUAAGGAAAAUCAGUUUCCAUUAUGAUGUUGAAGCUUUGCUUUUU